Molecule: messenger RNA, 1486 nt
Organism: Malus domestica (apple)
Lineage: Eukaryota; Viridiplantae; Streptophyta; Magnoliopsida; Rosales; Rosaceae
Product: serpin-ZX-like
Molecular function (GO): serine-type endopeptidase inhibitor activity
Source: RefSeq, a predicted model, not a curated record
UCCUUCCACAUACCGACCGAUCCAACAGUUUCAUAUCCCUCUUUUCACAUUAACAACGUUAUACUCUCAAAGAAUGGAUCCCAAACAAAACCCAACGGCUCCCUCCCUUGCGUCUGAAGGCACGUUGACCUCCUCCGUACAAUUGGAUGGCGGUGCUCCGGCAGUUGCUUCCACUGGUGCGGCUGCUCCUGCCGUAGCCGAGGCAAACGACUCGUUUCCCUUGUCCGAUAGCGAUCAAUCGAGGAAAAAACCGAAGAUAUCACACAUUACUUCUGAUCAAAACCUAGAUAGUUUCACAAACAUUGACAGUUUCACCAUGGAUCCCAAAGAAGCCAGCAACCUCACCGACGUCGCACUCAAAAUCACUAGUCAUCUUCUUAUGACUGAAGGAAAAGAGAAGAACAUCGUGUACUCGCCGCUAUCCAUCCAGGUCGUACUGUGGCUGUUAACGGCCGGUUCAAAAGGUCCCACACAGGACCAGUUGCUUUCUUUCCUCAAGUCUGACUCCACCGAGCAACUCCACUCUCUCGCCUCCCAUCUUGUCCCUCUAAUCUUUGCAGACGGAUCCAAUAGAGGCGGACCCCGCCUAUGCUUUGCCAAUAGCCUUUGGGUUAAGGAUUAUCUCCCCAUCAAACCUUCUUUCAAAGAGGUUGUGGACACUGUUUAUAAGGCGGCUAUAAGACAUGUUAGUUUCGAGAACCCUGAAGAAGUGAGACAUGAAGUGAAUUUAUGGGCCGAAAAGGAAACGAAAGGCCAUAUUACUGAGGCUCUUCCUCCUAAGUCAGUUGACAAGUACACCAUGCUUAUAUUUUCAAAUGCCUUAUACUUCAAAGGCCUUUGGAGCGACAAGUUCAAUGCACGGGAAACAAAAGAGGACGACUUCCACCUUCUUAACGGUACUUCUGUUAAGGCUCCGUUCAUGACAAGCUCCAAGAAACAAUUUGUAGAAGAGUUUGACGGUUUCAAAGUCUUGAAACUAUUUUACGAACAAGGCAAAGACAUGAAGCGUCAGUUUUCAAUGUACUUGUUGCUUCCGGAUUCAAGAGAUGGGCUCCCUGCUUUGGUGAAGAGAGUUUGUUCCGAGCCUGGUUUCUUAGAUAGCCACCGUCCCCAGACACCAGUCAGAGUUGGUGAGUUCAAAAUUCCAAUGUUUAAAUUUACCUCUACAUUUGAAGCAUCCAAAAUUCUCAAGGAUUUAGGACUGCUGCUGCCUUUCAAUGGCGGUGACUUAACGGAGAUGGUGGAAGCAUCUCCUGAUGAAUGCAAAAUAUAUCAUAAAUCUUUCAUUGAAGUUAAUGAAAAGGGCACAGAAGCUGCGGCUGUUUCUACUGCUGUAGUUAAGGGUUUCGGUUGUAAAAGUCGUCGUCCACCUCGUCCCCAAAAUAUAGACUUUGUGGCAGAUCACCCUUUCAUGCUUUUCAUCAGAGAGGAAAUGACUGAAACUAUCUUGUUCACUGGUCAUGUUCUCAAUCCGCUCGAAAAAUGA